CGUCUCUCUCUGUGUGUGUGUCUCGUACGAGCAAUUUUCAAAGUCUCCGCGUCGGCUGCUUUCACACUUUCUGAUUGAUCCAUCUCUCUCUCUGUCCCUCAUCCAUCGAAUUUUCUUGUGUUUUUCCCUUUUCCUACUAGUUAGAGCUCUUCCUCGACCUGGUUCGUGUCGUUCAGAAAAACAUCUCGCCACGAGACUCACACUCUCGCCGUCUCUUUUUCUCUCACUCUCGCACUGCUGCUCCCGCAGAGCCGCUUUCUCUAAAACACCAUGCCUCGAAUCACUCUCCAGUGUUGUCGAGACCGUUUCAGGUCGAGAUGAACUGUCUCAUUCUAAACCUCGACACCAAAACACGAACCUCACACUUUUCCUUGGUCGAAACAAUAUACAUCCUCUUUUACCUCCCCCACAAGUGAGCUUCAUUGUCUGGUUCUGCGGCUCGGACGACCAUCUUCCUCUCCAGCUGGAUCAGCUCUACCGUAUCUUCCAUCGGUACCAUCACUCCAUACCGGCAAAAUGUUCCUCUAGACGCGUCGAAGACGCUUUUCUUUAAACCUUUCGUCUUCUUGGGUCCAGUUCAGAAACGAACUCUCAGGUCCUCACCACCAUCCUCGACACCAUCUCCGCCCACACAUCCACAAAACUUGUCUCUCGAGGACCUUUUCCCUUCUCAUAUAUAUCUCCUUCCAGCCUUCUUUUCGUCGGUCUUGAAUUUCCUCCUAACAAAAUUCACACAUCGUCACCCGAGUCGAAAUUCGCCGUAAACCGUCACCUUGAUUACAACAAGUUUUCAAACGGCUUCUUACGAUAACAAAGAAGCCACCACACCGAAAAUGUCGGUCCAAACCCAAGAUCUACAGGAAGUGCGUGCCAGUGUGGAAGCUGCUGCGGAUUCUCUCGCGGCUCUUGACGUCUCUUCAACCCCCAUCAGCAAUCAGGACGACAAAUCCCAGCCGCCAACCCCAGAUGGAUCGGGACGCCCAGCCAAUUUCCAAGUCAUUGCCCCCGGCCUAUUCAGAUCCAGCUACCCUCUGUACGCCCACUUCGACACCCUGUCGGAUCUCGAGUUGAAGACCAUCAUCACCCUGGUUUCUUCGCCCAUCCCGUUCGACUAUGCCAACUUCAUCACGUCCAACGGCAUCACCCACUACCAGAUCCCCAUCCAGGCCAACAAGGACCCCAAGGUCUACAGCCCGGACGGAACCGUCAACAAGGUGCUGAACCUGAUCCUCGACCCGUCCAACUACCCGAUGCUCAUCCACUGCAACAAGGGCCGCCACCGCACCGGGACCAUGGUCGCCUGCUUCCGCAAAGUCACCGGCUGGACCUUGGAGGAUUGCAUCGAAGAGUACGAACGCUAUUCCAAGCCAAAGGACCGGCCCUUGGACAAGAUCUUCAUCGAACGUUACGACGCCAACACCUUGAAAGCCCUCGCCCUCGAAAGAGGCUACGUCGGCGGCAUUUGGCGAGCACCGGUGCGAUCCUCCACCAAAUCGUCCGUCUACACCAACAAUACCCUCGAGACUGCCACCACGAGCGACGACUCCGAGUGCCCCCCGAACGACUACCAAGAGCGGGUCAAGAAAGAGAAUGACGCCAUCCUCGAAUCCGCCAGACGCUGGUCGUACAAGUGACCGUUCCGUCGUUGGCAUCAGGUACCGGGUGUACACGACAACAACAACAAACAACAACAACAAUUGACAUACGAAGAACAACAACAACAACAACAUUGCACGGCUGCACCGGAUCGAUUCAUUAUCACAUCAAUCCUUGGCUCUGUCAAACCCAGAGCAUCCAUCGGAACAGCAGGCCAAAUGCGAUGAAUACAGUAGGGGGGAGGACAUGGAGGUAACAUCGGAGAGUUGGAUCGGUGUGGCCAGAAGAGUUUUGAACACAGAAGGACCAGGGAGUGAACAGCUUCGAGAGACAGAGUAUAGUCAUGGGUAUGGGUGGGUCACGAGAACUGAAAGAAAUUCGGUCUGGUUUACCCGCCAGAGAGUGGUUCCUGUCGAACUGAAGCUGGAGAGAGUUCUGCUUGGUCUCGAUCGGAAAUGCGGUGGCAGCGAGUAAGGAAAGAGGGAAGAAGAAAAGGACAAAGGCAUGUUAUUUGCAUGCUCUUUUGCAGCUCCUUUUCCUUUGGCAUUUUUGUAUUUUUUUUUGUCUUUUUUUUUGCAUCUUGUGAAAGGGCAGGGCAAAGGCUUUGGAAAAUGCAUCAUGCAUGACACCUUCCAAAGGUGAUGUGGCUUAUAUUGUGUUUUUUUUUUAAAUUUGGCACAACAUAGGUACUUGUAAGAUACGGGUAUAGCCACUUGGGUAGGCAAGUACUUGGGGGCAGGCAAUGAUCUGUCUCGUGAAUGCAAAAGGAAAGAAAAUUUCAACUCUG
Exophiala oligosperma is the source of this 2383-nucleotide messenger RNA. RefSeq lists its product as uncharacterized. The transcript has a single exon. Gene Ontology annotation, molecular function: inositol diphosphate tetrakisphosphate diphosphatase activity; phosphatase activity. The record is from RefSeq and is a predicted model, not a curated record. Gene Ontology annotation, cellular component: cytoplasm. Gene Ontology annotation, biological process: protein dephosphorylation. The coding region runs from base 834 to 1634 and encodes 266 amino acids. Lineage: Eukaryota; Fungi; Ascomycota; Eurotiomycetes; Chaetothyriales; Herpotrichiellaceae.